Molecule: messenger RNA, 1048 nt
Organism: Drosophila bipectinata
Lineage: Eukaryota; Metazoa; Arthropoda; Insecta; Diptera; Drosophilidae
Source: RefSeq, a predicted model, not a curated record
CAAAAACAACAAAAAAAUGUAAUAUACAUGCAUAUACCACCCUGUGCCACAUCCAUGGAGGAAAAUGAUCAGUCGGAGUCCUGGUACAAGGCCGAGGGGCCAAAACUCUGGUUCUCCGGCUAGGACAACAGAAAUACCCCUGCUAGAAUUCCCCAACCCUGCGUCGCGAAAUUUAGAUUUGCCAUUACCAUAUUCGCCAUUACUGCCUCUUGCUGACCAAGCAUCUGGUCCUAGUCCAGGAUCCUCUCGCCUUCAGGAAAGAGAGCCACGAGUUGCGUCAUCAAGUGCAUCAAUGGAGCCCCCAGAAAGGCGCUUUUGUCGGCCUUGUUACAUGACGUCGAAGGCCCGCCACCUGACCAAGGUCUAUGCGAUGCUCAUCAUCCUCUUGGGAGCCGCCUUCGCCCAGCUGCUGACCAUGCGCUACCUGGACUUUGACUUCGGGAAGGUGGUGAGCAACGCCUUGGCCAGCACCUCGUGGAUGUUGAUGGCUCUCGUCUGCUUUAUGAUCCUCGCCUGCGUGAACCUCACCAAUACAUGCCCGAUUAACUACUUCUUGGCCGUCGCCAUAGUUGAGUCUACUGUGUGCUUCAUGGCUUGUGAGCGAUGGAGCAAGUUGACCUACACAGGGUGCGUUGUCAUCAUUACCAUGGUCGUGCUGAUCAACAUCUUGCUUCAUAUCUUGGGAAUAUUUUUGCCGUUGAAGCUACAGCCUGGAGCUGUGGCUGUCUUGGUUAUAACCAUACUUUACAUCAUAAUUGUUGCCACCAUUUUUAUUAUCGUCUAUUUUAAUGGCAAUAUCUACUUGCUGCGGUACUUCUCGAUGAUCAGCCUGGCAUAUUCGUGCAUCAUAGUCCAGUUUACGGUUACCGUGGUACACCAACGGCGGGUGGACUUUCUGACCCGAAACGACUACGUCCUGCAGGCCACAAUCCUGGCCUUUCUUUGUGUUUACAUGUGUCAUGCCUCCAUUGUAGUGAUUCGCUUCGGUCAGUUUUUAGUAGAUCAAACUAGUUUCCAACACCAUCAUUUUAUUUCAUUUGAUUUUUAA